Messenger RNA from Aureobasidium namibiae CBS 147.97, 1629 nucleotides. RefSeq lists its product as uncharacterized. Lineage: Eukaryota; Fungi; Ascomycota; Dothideomycetes; Dothideales; Saccotheciaceae. The transcript has 2 exons. The record is from RefSeq and is a predicted model, not a curated record. The coding region runs from base 1 to 1629 and encodes 542 amino acids.
AUGGAUCAUGACACGCUUAAUACGGCGUCAACCUAUCUAAACAAUCUCCUCCUUGCCCGCGGUCUGCUUCGAGACAGCAAGCCUCUCGACUUCGCCAAACCAACUCGAGAUACACGAGCCCAGAUCAUCAACCUUGUCCACGACCUCCUUCUACGACGCGAUCGCGACCAAGAGAACCGUGAGCAGAUUGCAUUGACCCUUCGAACCCUCCGAACCGAUCAGACCCGCAAGGAUGGCGACCUUGAACGCCUACAGACCCGUCUCGACACCCAGGAGCGCGUCUUGCUCCAGGCCCAGACCGAAGCCAGAAACGCUAAGAUCGAAAUGCGCAAAAUCGAGUCGACCACGAAAGCACUAAACGACCAACUUGGACGACUAAAAGCAUCCGUCUCGCAGAUCAAAACACAAUGUGCCAACGACGUACGAAAGCGCGAUAUGCACAUCGAACGCCUCAAAUCGCACCUCCAAGGUCAACAGAGGGGCAACAAAGGUGGUCUCGUCGCUCCUUCCAUCUCUAUCGGUGGAAGAGGCCCACACUCGUUCAACGCCUCAGUCAGAGACAUUUCGGAUCCAGAGUACAAUCUCAAGCAAGAGACGACCGACUUCCUCACACAACUCAGCUCUGGGCUCAGCGACGAGAACGAUGCUCUGAUCGACAUGAUUCGCGGCACACUGGUCACACUGAGAGAACUACUUGGCGUGCCCGAACAGAGCUUGGACGACACAGUUGACGGCAUUGAGAACGAAGACGGUACAAUAGGCUUUGCCCACGGAUCGCUCGCUGAAGAGCUCGAGUCCAUGCUAGAAACGCUCAAGACCGUCCUGACAAAUCCGAACUUUGUUUCGAUGGACGAAGUGGAAGCAAGAGAUGACGAGAUAGCACGAUUGAGAGAAGGCUGGGAUCAAAUGGAGGCAAGGUGGAGAGACCUGCUCUUCAUGAUGAACGGCUGGUGCACGAGACUGGAGAAGAACGGCGAUACCAUCAACCUCGAUGAACUUAAGAAGGGCCUCGGUCUGGGUGUUGGCCUUGAAGCCCCGCCGACUGCCCAGAAACUCCGUGCCAGCCAGCAUACUCACUCUGAUAGUGACCAAGACAGUGGCGUCCAUACAUUGAGUCCGACUCCGUCAGAAACGCGCACAGCUCCACCGAGCACUGCAAAGUCGCAAAGGAGCAUAGACCCACCAGAGUUUUUCAACCUCAAGCCUCGGGGUCACCAGCGCACACUCAAUAAGAUGAGCCACAACGUCCAAUCACCACGGAAGGUUGCAUUUGCUUUGAGUACCUCAGAGAAUACCGAUCCCGCCGAAUCAACCCCAGCCAAGCUCGAUACGCCCACCUCUACCAAAGAUGAGCAGUUGCCGCAAGGGGAAGACGAAGGAAUCCAGGACGAAGAGGAUCCCCGUAUGUCUGUCGAGGACAAAUUGCGCCUUGCACAGGCCGAGGCCGAGGCUGCAGGCCGCUCUUCUUACAGAAGCACAAAAGAGGAAUCGCAGCUCGACAUUGAACUCAAAGAGGAGAUGGUCAAGCUGCAAAGUCCUGCGAGGAAGACCAAGAUUCAAGGCAGGCCGAAGCGCAGGAAGAGCACCCUUAGUCCGGAAGAAUUGGAGGAUCUUCUGGGAUUGGAGUGA